UUCUACUUAAUUCGGACAUGCAGCUGCCAAAUCCCCCCGAUGAUGAUCCUGGGUGCUCAUCCUCAGUGAGUCAGACAGAGACUAGAAAGGUCAGUGGCACAAAUGAAAAGGUGACCAGUCAGAUUGUUGGGCCCAUGCUCCACAAAACUAAGAACCAAGACAGGAAAUUCAAAAAAAUCAAAAUUGCGGCCAAAGCACCAGCACAAGCCAACAAAAAAUAUCAGAUCCCUCGCUAUGUCCCCAAAGAACAUCAUCCUGGCUUCACAUCAGAUGAUCCAGUGGAUAUCUUCCUCACAUUUUAUCCCAAGUCCCUCAGAGAUGUCACACUGGAAAUGUCCAAUCUCUACGCUGAACAAAAAGGGAAAACGCUCAACCUGACUGAGGAUGAACUUCUUACAUUCUACGGUAUUCUGUUGAUCAGUGGAUACAACACAGUCCCAAGGCGGCGUCUUCUCUGGUCAGACGAUUGUGAUGUCAGCAACAAUGCUGUAAAAGAUGCCAUGCGGAGGAACAGGUUUGAUGAAAUUAUGUCUUCUGUUCAUUUAGUAGACAACAUGAAGAUCACAGCUGACCCGUUCUUCAAGGUGCGUCCCCUUUUUAAGCAUCUAAAUGACAUCAACAACGCAAUCCCGAUAGCAGAACAUGUGGCAGUAGAUGAGAUGAUGAUUGAGUAUUUUGGAAGGCAUGGGUGCAAACAGUUUAUUAGAGGGAAGCCUAUUCGUUUUGGGUAUAAAAUAUGGAGCUUAGCAUCCUCCUCCGGGUUUGUCCAUCAGAUGGAGCCAUAUGUAGGAAGCCACACACAUCUGGUGGAAACUGGACUUGGUCAGGGUCCAAGUGUGGUUCUUGGCCUGGCAGAGAAAGCUGAAGUGCCACCUGGAGUCAAGUUUUACCACGACAACCUCUUCACAACCCUGUCCCUGGUGGAUGAGAUGACCCUGAGAGGCUAUGGCAGCUGUGGCACGAUGCGACAAACUCAGCUCCAUAACGUUCCCUUCACAGCACCCCAGACCUUCAAGAAGACACCCAGAGGAGAUGCUGAGUAUCUGGUUGAGGCAGAGAAGCUGAUUGUAAGGUGGAAUGACAACAGCGUGGUCACCGUGGUGUCGAACAUGGAGAGGGAGUUCACCGAAACUGAGGCGAAGAGAUGGAAUAAACAGAAGCGGACUAUGGACAAGGUCAGACAGCCCAAGUGUAUCCAGGACUACAACACACACAUGGGAGGAGUGGACCUGCAUGACCAGUUUGUCAGCCGCUACAGAGUCAACAUCCGGUCCAAGAAGUGGUGGUGGCCAUGCUUCAGCUGGGCCCUGAACAGUGCCAUGGUGAACAGCUGGUGCUAUUACAGGUCCUGGAAAAGCGGGGAGAAGGAUCUCCUCUCCUUCCAGAGGCUGGUAGCCCAGACCCUCCUCCUGCGCCAUGGAACAAAGCCAAGUAGGCAGGGCAGAAGAUCUUCAAUGGCGGUGGCGAUAACUGAUGCCACCAGGUUUGAUAAUUUGAACCACUGGCCCUGCAACACUGGUAGCAGGUACAAGCGAUGCAAGAACUGCGGCGGACGCACAUCAUUUGCGUGUGGAAAGUGUGAUGUGCCACUACAUGUGGAGUGCUUCAAGAAGUACCACACUGAGUAG
Messenger RNA from Pelmatolapia mariae (spotted tilapia), 1628 nucleotides. Its product is annotated as piggyBac transposable element-derived protein 3-like. The coding region runs from base 18 to 1628 and encodes 536 amino acids. NCBI's taxonomy places the organism in Eukaryota, Metazoa, Chordata, Actinopteri, Cichliformes, Cichlidae. The transcript is spliced from 2 exons. Gene Ontology annotation, molecular function: sequence-specific DNA binding. The record is from RefSeq and is a predicted model, not a curated record.